Molecule: messenger RNA, 2771 nt
Organism: Malania oleifera
Lineage: Eukaryota; Viridiplantae; Streptophyta; Magnoliopsida; Santalales; Ximeniaceae
Product: cysteine-rich receptor-like protein kinase 25
Exons: 7
Coding region: 385-2448 (687 amino acids)
Biological process (GO): protein phosphorylation
Molecular function (GO): ATP binding; protein kinase activity
Source: RefSeq, a predicted model, not a curated record
GCUUUUGAGUUUACAGAUUUUUGUUCCUUCCUCCAAUUUUAUUUUAUUUUAGUUACUGUUUUUGAGUUCACAUGAUGACUAAAGCGUUCCAACUCACUCGUUGCUGGUGGUCCUUGGGUUUCUUGACUUCUCAGGCCACACAUCAAACAAACCUAUUUACUUAAUGCGUCGACCUGUCAUGUUCAACAGUAAGUCAGUCAACCCGAAAGUCCUUGCAAGAAGUUGGAAGUCCUUGCCCCUUUGGCCACCGUGACCCCAUCGUCACCUCCUGGCUCCUACAUUGUUGUUCACAUAUACUACCCAAGGCCAAAACACACGGCAGCUAGAAGCCCAUUUAACAAGUGCCGGCGAACUGACUAGUAGCUGCCGGUAAUCAGCUCCGAGAUGCCACCUUCCACUCCUACUGCCGUCUCCACGCCCUCCUCUCUGUUUCUUUUUCUGUCCUUUCUUCUCCUCCUCCCCUGCGCCCAACCCACUCCCACCUACGUCUACCAGAUAUGUGGCAGCGACGCCAAAAACGCAACUGAAUUCUCUCCAAACAGCACCUACGAAUCCAAUCUCAAUUCCCUCCUCUCUUCUCUUUCCUCCUCCAACUCCACGCGCAACAGGCCCUUCCGGAAUUUGACCGUCGGCGGCCGCCCCAACGGCUCCGCUUCCGCCACGGUCUAUGGCCUCUCCCUCUGCCGCGGCGACGUCACCACUGAUGUCUGCCAAGAGUGCGUCGCCGCAGCCGGCCCAUAUAUCCGCAGGACUUGCGCGAGGGUAAGAAGUGCCGUGAUCUGGUACGACGAGUGCCUGGUGCGUUACUCCGACCGAUAUAUCUUCUCCACUAGCGAACAAGAGCCCAGCGUCGAGAUGCUAAAUACAGGGAACAUCACGGAGCCGAAUCGGUUUGCGCAGUUGCUGGCCGACACGAUGAGCAAGAUAGUGACGCGUGCGGCGACGGACCGAACUCCUCCGGAGAAGUUUGCGACUGCAGAAGCCGCCUUCUCGGGGUUUCAGAAGCUUCACACACUGGCGCAGUGCACGCCGGAUCUGUCGUCGUCCGAUUGCAGUCGGUGUUUGGAAGUAGCCGCAUCGAGGCUCCCCGGUUGCUGCGGCGGGAAGCAAGGGGGAAGGGUCCUGAUGCCCAGCUGUUAUGUGAGGUUCGAAGUUUACCCGUUUUAUAACGAGAGCGUGGGUGCGGCACCUGCACCUUCCCCUGCGCCAAUCAUCACUAGUCUUCCUCCCCCGGUUGCUGUUACAAGCCCAGGAGAAAAAAAUAAUAUUUCAUCCAAAACAAUUAUCGCCAUUGCUGUUCCAAUAGGUGUUUGUGCGCUGAUUUUCCCUUUAUUAUACUAUAUUUGGUGUAAGAAACCAAAGAAGAAAAGCAAGGUUGUACGUCAAGAAAGUGGGAGUGAAAUUGCUACAAUAGAGUCCUUGCAAUUUGACUUUGUUACAAUUAAAGCUGCUACAAACAACUUCUCUAAUGAUAACAAGAUUGGUGAAGGCGGAUUUGGCGUAGUCUACAAGGGUACGCUUCCUAAUGGGCAAGAAAUAGCUAUAAAGAGGCUAUCUAAAGCCUCUGGGCAAGGUGCAGAAGAAUUUAAGAAUGAGGUUGUAUUGUUGGCCAAGCUACAACAUAGAAAUCUAGUGAGGCUACUGGGAUUUUGCUUGGAAGGAGAAGAAAAGAUACUUGUCUAUGAAUUUGUUCCUAAUAAAAGCCUCGACAUUUUUCUAUUUGAUCCUAAAAAACAAGGAAUAUUGGAUUGGUCCAAACGUUACAAGAUUAUUGGAGAAAUUGCUCGAGGGCUUCUUUAUCUUCAUGCAGAUUCUCGACUUAGAAUUAUACAUCGUGAUCUCAAAGCUAGCAAUAUUUUGUUGGAUGGGGGUAUGAAUGCAAAAAUUUCAGAUUUUGGUAUGGCAAGAAUAUUUGGUGCAGACCAAACUCAAGGAAGUACGACCAACGUUGUGGGAACAUAUGGUUACAUGCCUCCAGAGUAUGCCAUGCAUGGGCAUUUCUCCGUGAAGUCUGAUGUGUACAGUUUUGGAGUCUUAAUUUUGGAGAUCGUAAGUGGCAAGAAGAUAAGUUAUUUUGAUCAGGGGGGCUGCAUUGAGGACCUCAUAAGCUACGCCUGGAAACUAUGGAGGGAUGGCGUGCCCUUGGAGUUGAUGGAUCCAACAUUGAGAGGAACUUACUCAAGAAACGAAGUCCUCAGAUGCAUCCAUAUCGGUUUACUAUGCGUUCAAGAAGAUGUUGCAGCUAGACCCAUGAUGGAAUCAGUAGUUCUUGUGCUCGGUAGCCUCACUAUUACUCUACCACUGCCUCAGCAACCUGCAUUCGUUCCUCAUAGUAUGACACAACCAGGAUCGCUCGCUAUAACGGAUGCAGAGUCGGAUGAAUCAAAGAGCAAGACCAUGCCAUGCUCUGUAAACGAAGCUUCAAUUACAGAACCCUAUCCUCGUUAAUAAAGUGCAAUUAAGAAAAAUGAUGUAUAAAAUUUAAGUGCGCUAAUAAAUAAAUUUAUAUUUAAGUUCAUAGUCGUAGCUAGCAAGUUUGUAAUAUUUGCUCUUUUGUAAUACUUGCUCAUUCGUGUGAAUGGCAAUAAUUUGAAAUUUUUUUAAAAAAAAGUAAUGUAUGUAUGUAAGUACAUAUUCUACAUUAUUCUAAAAGUCAAAAUUCCUUUUUAGCAUCUUCUUUUGUAUAAAAAUGGAUGGUUCUUCAAAAUAUAGACAUGAGUUAUUGUGAUAUUUGAGAUAAAGAACUAUUAAUAUAUUUUUUUUACCUACAA